UCCGUCAUCUGGGAGGUCGAGCUCAGAGGCGCGCCAUAAACCCUAGAGGAGGAACAACCGUCAUCUGCGAACAUGGGUAUCUCUCGUGAUUCCAUGCACAAGAGACGUGCCACUGGUGGCAAGAAGAAGGCGUGGAGAAAGAAGCGAAAGUAUGAGCUCGGAAGGCAGCCUGCCAACACGAAGAUUUCUAGCAACAAGACUGUUCGGAGGGUGAGGGUUCGAGGUGGUAAUGUGAAGUGGCGUGCCUUGAGGUUGGAUACAGGUAACUACUCGUGGGGGAGUGAGGCUGUGACCCGAAAAACACGUAUAUUGGAUGUGGUUUACAAUGCAUCGAAUAAUGAGUUGGUCAGGACCCAGACUUUAGUGAAGAGUGCAAUCGUUCAGGUUGAUGCUGCACCUUUUAAGCAAUGGUACCUUCAACACUAUGGACUUGACAUAGGCCGCAAGAAGAAGCCAGCUGCUGCUGCCACCAAAAAGGAGGGAGAGGAAGCUGAAGUGGCUACUGAAGAGACCAAGAAGAGCAACCAUGUUGUGAGGAAAUUGGAGAAGCGUCAAGAGGAACGUAAGCUUGAUCAACACGUUGAAGAGCAAUUCUCCAGUGGUCGUCUUCUAGCAGCAAUUUCAUCACGCCCUGGCCAGUGUGGUCGUGCUGACGGGUACAUAUUGGAGGGAAAAGAACUUGAGUUUUACAUGAAGAAGCUUCAGAAGAAGAAAGGAAAGAGUGGUGGUGCUGCUUAAAAAAUAUCAAGUUUUCUUUAAAUUAUGCUUCUUUUUAUUGGACUUGGAUUUUGUUUGUUUUAUGAAUGCUAAAUGGAUCAAGUAAGCUUUCAUUUUUAAUUAAUCCACAUGCUUUCGAUUAAGUCAUUUUCUGUGAAAAGUAAGACAGGUACCAAACGAUUUCAUGGAAGACAGGUGGAUGGUUGCA
Molecule: messenger RNA, 925 nt
Organism: Cynara cardunculus var. scolymus (artichoke)
Lineage: Eukaryota; Viridiplantae; Streptophyta; Magnoliopsida; Asterales; Asteraceae
Product: 40S ribosomal protein S8-like
Exons: 5
Coding region: 73-738 (221 amino acids)
Biological process (GO): translation; maturation of SSU-rRNA from tricistronic rRNA transcript (SSU-rRNA, 5.8S rRNA, LSU-rRNA)
Cellular component (GO): ribosome; cytosolic small ribosomal subunit
Molecular function (GO): structural constituent of ribosome
Source: RefSeq, a predicted model, not a curated record